AAACCCUCGCACCUCCUCGCACACACACUCUAAAGGUCACCAGGCCUGUGGGUGCAGACUGAUAGCAGGCAGCAUGGGGCUCGGGCAGGUGUGCGCUGUCUACGUCCUGCUGAGCGCAUUAAUGUGUGGAACCCUGUCCAAAAAAAACGAUGAGCCAAUCCAGGAGGAUAAAGACGUGCUGGUUCUGACCGAAAGCAACUUCAACCGGGCGCUGAAACUGCACAGCCAGCUACUCGUGCACUUCUAUGCUCCUCUCUCUGGAGAGUCUCUCGGCUCUAUAUUGGAAUUUGCUCAGGCAGCCAGUGAGCUGAAAGAGGCAAAUUCGGACGUGAAACUGGGAGGACUGGAUGUAUCUAAACAGAAGGACCUCGCCAAGACCUUAAAUGUCACCACUGUGCCUUCUGUACGACUCUACCUGUCCGGAGACAAGUAUAACCCUGUUUACUGUCCAGUUCUCAAGAGCUCAGCCUCCAUUAUAUCAUGGCUCAAAAGAAGAAAGGGCCCUAGUGCUGACCUCAUCAAAGAUCUCAGCCAAUUAGAGAAGUUUACAGCAGAAGACGAUCUGGUCAUUCUUGGAUUAUUUAAGGAUGUUGAGGAGGGGGCAGUGAAGGUGUUUUAUGAGGUGGCAGCUGAUGUUCCUGACCUGCCCUUUGGUGUAACAGGAAACGAGCAGGUCUUCAGCAAGUACGGUAGAACUGAACAUUCAGUGCUGCUUCUCAGAAAGUCAAAAAUGGCAGAACAUUUUGAGAUGACCAGCGAAACGGUGAAAGACGACGUCAUUCUUUUCAUCAGGAUCCAUGAGAUGCCUCUGGUGACAGAAUACAAUGGCAAGACAUCAUCGAAGAUCCUGAGCUCUGUAGUGCAGAAUCACUUGAUUCUGUUCAUGGACAAGGCUGGCAAAGGAUUUAAACAAACGUAUCGCGCCUUCAAAAGCACAGCCAAAGAGUUCAGAGGAAAGGUUCUGUUUGUGCUGAUUGACUCGGGGGAGCCCCGAAAUGGACGAAUCAUGGAGUAUUUCCGCGUAAGGAAAGAAGACGCACCGCUGGUUCGCAUGGUUAACUUGACGGACAGCUUCCAAUAUCAGUUACCAUCAGAUCUGAUGGACAUUCAGACAUUUACUGACUUUAUUGAAAGUUAUCUACAAGGGAAGGCUAAGCUAAAGCUACAAAGUGAGCCCGUCCCUGAUGGCUGGGACAAGCAACCAGUAAAGGAGCUGGUGGGAAUGAACUUUGAGAGAGUCGCCUUCAACCACGAAAAGAACGUCCUAAUCCUGUUCUAUUCCCCAUGGAGUUCAGAUAGUCGUGCACUGUUCCCGUUGUGGGAAGACCUUGCAGAACACUUCAGUGACAGUGAAGACGUGGUAGUUGCAAGAAUCGACAUUACCGCAAACGACGUGAACAUUCGGAUGAUGGACAGAUACCCAUGCAUUAAAGUAUUCCCUGCUGUCUACGCUGAGAGGGUAGUGUCAUAUUCUGGUGAAGCAAAGCUGGAACCGAUAGUUGAGUUUGUGAAUGCAGAGAGUGAGCGUGCCAAAGUGGACAAAGCCAAGGAAGUGAUUGAGAGGAAGAAAUACCUGGAUGCCCAGAAAGAAGCUGCCAAAGACGAAUUAUAGAGGAGAGACACCCUGACACCUCAUUUACACAAACCACCCAUCUUUGACUAGCCCCUAUCUAUGGAUUGUCUCUGGUUUGGAAAUUCAAGUACGAGUAAUAAAAUGAAUACAAAAAAAUUAUUUUUGUUAAAUUGGCUUAUAUGAGUUGUCACAAAUAAAGGUGUAAAAAUA
Astyanax mexicanus (Mexican tetra) is the source of this 1783-nucleotide messenger RNA. RefSeq lists its product as uncharacterized. The coding region runs from base 74 to 1612 and encodes 512 amino acids. The record is from RefSeq and is a predicted model, not a curated record. Gene Ontology annotation, biological process: protein folding; response to endoplasmic reticulum stress. The transcript is spliced from 11 exons. Gene Ontology annotation, cellular component: endoplasmic reticulum. NCBI's taxonomy places the organism in Eukaryota, Metazoa, Chordata, Actinopteri, Characiformes, Acestrorhamphidae.